AUGGAGCCACUCCUCUCUCUAAGAGAUUUGGAGAUUGCUUCCAACGCAAAAAUUUACUUGGAGACUUACUUCAACAAAAUGCUAGCAUCGCCAUCUCCACGAUCGCUACGGAGAAGAGCCGCUGAGAGAUUGAUCAAGGAAUUGGGUUUAGGGUCCACAGAAGCAGCGAGGUGCUGGGACGACUGGAGAGCAAAGGAAACGGAAUAUCUUCGGCGGUGUCGGACGAGGCUGCAGAUAAGAGACUUUAACGUCUUGAAAAUAAUCGGAAAGGGUUCUUUCGGUUGUGUCAAGCUUGCCCGUAUGGAAAACAGGAAAGGCGGUGUUUUCGCCGUCAAGAUUAUACAAAAGGGGGUUCAGCUGAAAAACGGACAGGAGGCCCAUCUUCGUGCCGAGAGGGAUUUGCUCGUUGCUGGUGAAGGGAGUAGGUGGAUUGUGCCCCUGAUAGCAAGUUUUCAAGAUGAUGAGAAUCUAUACCUUGCUAUGGAAUAUAUGAUUGGUGGAGACUUUCUUGGAUUCUUGAUUGAGAAGGGGGUGCUGAGUGAGGAGAUCGCAAGGUUUUAUGUUGCCGAAAUGGUGCUUUGUAUCGAAGAGGUGCAUAAGCUUUCCUUUAUUCAUCGGGAUGUGAAACCUGAAGACAAUUUCUGUAUAACAGCGUCAGGGCAUUUGAAAAUCUGUGAUUUUGGUUUAGCCUUUUCGGGGCAUUGGGCACAUGAUAGUGCUUAUUUCGAGGAACAGAGAUGGGGGUUGGUCAAGAAAACACAGGUCAGUGUCGGUGGGGACACAAUUGAUAAAAGAACAGGAAACGCGUUGGCUGGAGUAUUGAGUACCAAAGUGUCAACCAUCCCUCACGGGGAAAGAGUUCUUAGUUGGAGGAAUAAGAGUGGGAGGAGGAGAAUGGCGAGGAGCGUCGUUGGAACUUAUCAGUACAUGGCUCCGGAGGUCGUCAGAGAACAAGCGUAUGAUGCCAGAUGUGACUGGUGGAGUCUUGGGGUGAUAACAUAUGAGAUCCUAUUUGGAUACACGCCAUUCGACGCUGAGAGUAGAGAGGAGUCUAGAAUCAAAGUGUUGAAUUGGAGUGAACAUUUAGCACUUGACCCAACUGCCCACCUGUCCCAGCAGAUGGAAUCCCUAAUCCGCUCCCUCAUAUGCGAGAAAGAGGCCCGCCUCGGAUCCACAGCCUAUCGCGUCAACGACGCAAGUGACCACCUAUCCAACUACGUCUACUCAAACGGCGCGGAAGAGAUUAGGGCACAUCCCUUUUUUGCCACGGUAAACUGGAGAACAUUGCAUAUGCAGAUACCCCCGUUCGUACCUAACGGGCUACUCGAUGAUACGGACACCAAGUACUUUACCGAAAGUUUCAGCAGCAGGAACGUUAGUGGUGAGUCCUCAGUCGAAUCGGAGGUCUUGCAGGUUCGCGCGAAGGAUAUGUUACUCCGGGAUAAAGAGUACGGGGAGGAGAUAUUAGAGGCCAGGAAGAAAGGGGCCUUCCUUGGAUAUACUUAUGUGAGACCCGGCGAUGCGGGGGCUGCGAAGGGUUUGUUUGCGCACUAG
Molecule: messenger RNA, 1554 nt
Organism: Tuber melanosporum (Perigord truffle)
Lineage: Eukaryota; Fungi; Ascomycota; Pezizomycetes; Pezizales; Tuberaceae
Exons: 5
Coding region: 1-1554 (517 amino acids)
Biological process (GO): peptidyl-serine phosphorylation; intracellular signal transduction
Molecular function (GO): protein serine/threonine kinase activity; ATP binding
Source: RefSeq, a predicted model, not a curated record